UAAUCUACAACGUUGGGAUCAGCGCGUGCGGGAAGGGCGAGCAAUGGCAGCAGGCUUUGGCAUUGCUCAGCGAGGUAUGUGAGGCGGGGCUGGAGCCUGAUGUCAUCAGUUUCACCGCUGCGAUCAGUGCGUGUGAGAAGGGCAAGCAGUGGCAGAGGGCUUUGGCGCUACUGAGAGAGAUGUGGGAGGCGAAGUUGGAGCUUAACGUCUUCAGCCUCAACGCUGGCAUCAGUGCAUGCGAGAAGGGCGAACAGUGGCAGCGGGCAUUGGCGCUGCUGAAAGAGAUGUGGGAGGCGAAACUGGAGAACGACGUCAUCAGCUGCGCGGCCGGGAUCAGCGCGUGCGGGAAGGGCGAGCAGUGGCAGCGGGCUUUGGUGUUGUUCAGCGAGAUGCGGGAGGCGAAGCUGGAGCACGACGUCAUCAGUUGCAACGCUGGCAUCAGUGCAUGCGAGAAGGGCGAGCAGUGGCAGCAGGCUUUGGUGCUGCUGAGACAGAUAGGGGAGGCGAAGCUGAAACUCAACGUAAUCAGCUACAGCGCUGGCAUCAGCCGCGUGCGAGAAGGGCGAGCAGUGGCAGCAGGCUUUGGCGUUGUUGAGAGAGAUGUGGGAGGCGAAGCUGGAGCCCGAUGUCUUCAGCUACAAUGCAGGCAUCAGCGCGUGCGGAAACGGCGAACAGUGGCAGCGGGCAUUGGCGUUGCUGAGAGAGAUAGAGGAGGCGAAACUGGAGCACGACGCCAUCAGCUACGGCGCCGGGAUCAGCGCAUGUGGAACGGGCGGGCAGUGGCAACGGGCAUUAGCACUUCUCAGCGAGAUGCGGGAGGCGAAGUUGGAGCCCGUCGUCACCAGCUACAAUGCUGGGAUCAGCGCGUGCGAGGUCAACGGGCAGUGGACCCAAGCCCUGGACGUGCUCGAGUCGAUGCUGGCAUGCCGCGUGGACCCUGCUGCUGCCAAUAACCCAGACGACGGCUGGUACGUGCACGACCUCGAGGCAGGUGGAUUCAAGGACGUCUUCAAACACAUCGUUCUCGUGGCGCUGCUGCAGCAGAUGGCGACGGACGCAGACCCCUUCACCUUCAUCGACAUGCACGCUGGUUCUGGGGUCUACGACCUAAGCUCUGAAGAGUCACGCCGAUGCCGGAUGUUUGAAAGGGGCGUGCUCCGCCUGUCACGCGUAGCCAACCAUUGCGGCAGCGGUCUGAUUGCAGACUACUUGACCGCGGUGUGGAGUUGCAACAAGGCAUUGGGCUCAUCCACGGGCGCCCUGAGCCUCUACCCAGGGUCGCCUGCGCUGGCGUGGCAGUGGCUGAGGCCACAGGACACUGCCGUUCUCUUUGAAGUCGCCGCCGAGCCCUACGAGGCCCUGAGGCGGAGUUUUUCCCUGCUGAACCGAGAGGCAGGUGACCGGCUUGCGCUGCUGCACGAGGACUCCUACCUACGGCUCACAUCUGGGCAUUUGCCUUGGCCCAGCGGGCGGCAGCUGGUGCUCAUGGACCCGCCAUACGAUUCCAUACAGUCCCACAACACGUGGAACGUCUUCGUCCUCAGGCGCCUGCUCCAGAAGUCGCCCUCUAGCUGCGUGGCCCUAUGGUACCCGCGCCUGGACCACGAAAAGGUCGCAAGUCUGCACAGUCGAGUCCAGAGCCUCGCUGCGGGUCGCGUGCUCGUUGCCGAGAUGUGGCUCGAGGGCUCGGCACCGCGAGGAGAUGUCCAGCAGGGAUCGGGGAUGCUGAUUGUAAACCCACCACACGCCGUCCAUGCGCACCUCCUUGCCACGCUGCCGGGGCUUGCCAAGGCGCUGCGGGCCACAGGCUUCCGGGUGCUGUGGUUAUGAGAAUUCUCCGUUGGCUGGAAUUUGGAGGCCUCGUCGUUGUCGCCAUACACGUUGCUGUGAGAAGAGAGAAUUAUUCAUUGUGAGUCAGGCUGGAGGGCUGGCGUCAGCCAGCAUUGCAUGACGUAUACUCGGCUUUCGGCGUACGGCCGGCGAGUGAAUGAGUGAGUGAGGUUGCGUUUACUCUGUUUCGCCUUCAGCACCGUGAGUGAUCCCAGGCUGGGCGAGGCGGUGCGGGCGCCAGGACCACUACUACGGCCGCAGGGUCGCCGCGAGCGACUGGUGCGAAGCAGCUUUGACGGGCGUGGACGUGUCUGCAUUCAGUAUCCUUAGGAGCCAUUGACGAGUGGUGGCCAGAACAAAGGCAUGGCCGUGCUGAUUGGGAUAUUUUCGAUAAGCCUCGCUCGAGGAGCGAUCUGACAGGUGACUGGCCCGCCAGGAAUGGUCAAGAUUGUGUCCUGGCAGCGUGGCCCUAUCAAUAUUGUCUCUACAGGUUAUCACGUAAUUGCCGUGUCGGCCAGUUCCUGAUACGCGGUUGGCGUUUCUAUAUUGUGAUAUCGACAGCGCGCUCGUCGAAGUAGACCACACGAUCUGUUUUCCUCGCAAUGUUGUUAAAGGCUUACUGGCGCAAGGAAUAGUAGUCAAAAUCCACCCGGCAGCAUGGCCCUCUCAAUAUUGUGUUAUCAGGCUGACACGCAAUUGGCGUGUCGACCAUUCUCUGGCACGCGUUUAGCGUGUCAGCAUUGUAAUAUCGAAAGUUCUUACUAAUAUCCUGUUGGCGACAGGAAAUGUCACCCGGCAGUGUUACACUGUCAGUAUGACGUUUUCGGGUUGGUUCGCAAUUAGCGUGUCGACCAGUUUUUGGCGCGCGUUUGGCGUAUCAGCGAUGUGGUAUCGACAUCGCGCGCAUCGAAGUAAAUCACGCGAUCCACUUUUGCGCGAUG
This is a messenger RNA of Prorocentrum cordatum, 2771 nucleotides long. Lineage: Eukaryota; Dinophyceae; Prorocentrales; Prorocentraceae. The record is from the annotation of a GenBank genome assembly.